Molecule: messenger RNA, 504 nt
Organism: Microthlaspi erraticum
Lineage: Eukaryota; Viridiplantae; Streptophyta; Magnoliopsida; Brassicales; Brassicaceae
Source: the annotation of a GenBank genome assembly
AUGCUCCUCUGCUACGGUUUUUUGAAGAUCCAUGACAGCAUAUCGGAAAGUUAUGUGAUCAAAAACUUGGACUCCAUUGUCAAGUUAGAUGUAUCUCUCAGCUUUGGUGAUGAGUUUGAUGAAGCAAGUGUUUCGUCAAAGAGAUAUACCAUCCGCAAGUUUCUCUCCGGGAUUUCAAAGGUUGCGGAGAUGAUCAUACAUAAAGACUCUUUCCAGACAUUGGAUGAUUAUUGUUCGGAGUUACUUAAUGAGGAGAUACUCAGGGAUUCAUCUGUGCCGGAGUGUUUGAUAUCGUCGCUGGAGUCUGUUGAUAUCAAGAGCAAUAUCUUGGGGUUUUCUGCAGAAGUGGAUCUUGUAAGGUUUUUCCUUGAAAAUUCAGUGAUCCUCAAGAAACUGACUCUACGAGCAAAUGAAACUGUCUUCUUCAACCAAGUCAUGAAAAUCCCAAGAGGCUCUGUUGCAUGUCAAGUGGUCUUACUCCCAGUGGAGCGUGAUGAUUUGUAA